UUUUUUUAAGAAUAUAUUUUAUGAUCUCAAUUUUAAUGAAAAAUGGAAAAACCUAGGCUAUGGACCGUAGUUUGCCAACUUUGUAGUUUGCAUUGGUUGCUUGGUGGUCAAGUCUAUAUGUGUAGCUUGGCCAUAUAUCUACGUUGAUUAUUUCAGAAUUAGAGAGCACUAUCAAGGGCCAAAAACGUUCCACGUGUCAAGCACCCAAGGUGUAUAGAACUUCAUGGUUAAGUUUCUGUUGUCUAUAAUACUCUCCUUGUGUGUAAAGAAGGCAUAGGAAAUUAAAAGUGAUAUCCCAAGGUGUAUAGUAGUUGUUACUUGUUACUAUCACUAAUCACAACCACUACUACCUUCACCACCACGCUCAACUUCAACAAGAGAUUCUUCAAUUUAUAUAUCUAUAUCUAUACAUAGUUAUAAUUAUUGGUCCUUUUACAGAUAGAUAAUAAAGGUCAUUAGAUAUAGACAGCAGAAGAUAAAAGAUCAUGCUCACUUCUUCUCAAUUUCCAAGGACUUUCCUUAUUCCAUUAAACAAAUCUUUAUUACAAAACGCGGUUUGUGCUAUAAGCAUCAGCACCAAUCUCAUACUGUUACUCUUGCUAUCCUUCAGAUUCAUCAUCCCUCUUCUAGCGCCUAGAUCAAAGGGCUGAUAGCUAUUCAUCAUCAUCAUCAAAAUCUUGCACCUUUUUUCUGCUUUAAUUAUAUAUCUUAUUGGAUUGUGUUAUUUUUUGUUAUGGGUUUGAGUUCCAAGCAGGUUUCAAGGAGUAGUAGUGGACUUGAUUGGAACCAAGCCUUAUUGGAAUCACAGAACUUGGAGCUUCCAAUUCCAAAGCCUCAUCAUAUCAUGAAGAAACAACAACAGAAUAAUCAAUCAUCGUCAUCAUCAUCAGAGCCAAUGAAGUGUCCAAGAUGUGAAUCUACCAACACAAAGUUCUGUUACUACAACAAUUACAACAAGUCUCAGCCUCGCUAUUUAUGUAGAACUUGCAAGAGGCACUGGACCAAAGGUGGAACUUUGCGCAAUGUUCCAGUUGGUGGUGGAAGAAAGAACAAAAGGGUAAAAAAGUCAACUGCCACUGCAACCGCCACAGCCACCGCCACCACCUCUACUUGCACCACAAGCAUCAGAAUUCAAGCUCCUUCUCUUGCAAUGGAUGAUCACAAAAACAUAGCUUCUCCUUCUCCUUCUUCCUCUUCUUCCCUCUAUCAAGGUCUGAUUCGUCCACCACCUUUCCUACUACAUCAGAAUCUGAUGAAUAAUAUUAUUACCAGAGGCAUAACAUCAGAAAGUAAAGGUUAUGGUAUUGGUAAUAAUAACAAUAAUACCAAUGGCAUCUUUCUUGGUUCAUCAGCUUUGUCUCUUCCUCAGAAUCAAGGCUUGCUUUUCCCCUUCUCAACUGCAUCAAGCUCUAAUUUUGACACAAACCCAUGUUUAGUUUCAGUUUCAACCUCUUUGCAAUCCACCAAUGUUUAUAAUAACUGUGGUGGUGAAGAGUUUAAAGCAAUAGAGGAACCAAGCAUGCACAGCAUAAUGGCUACCACUACUUCUACACAACCAUGGGAGAUACCAGCAGCAACAAUGGAAAUGUCAAACUAUUGGGGUUGGGAGGACAUUGAUUCUUUGGUCUCUACUGAUCCGAACAACAAUCAUCCUUGGGAUGAUUCUGAUAUCAAACCCUGAGAGACCAAAAAAGAAAAUAAAAUCAACUACAGAAGCAGCAACAUGACACAUGGCAGUGGUGUUCAUAGAUUAGUUAGUUUUGUUUUAUUUGAUUUAAUUGGGGGUGUUUUUUUUAUUUUUAAUUUUGUGUUUCCUUACAGAUUAGUGAGUGUUCUUGUUUUUCAGAUGGAGUGAUUAUUAUUGUUACAAAGAGCAGUAUUUUGGAGCUGUUAUGUUUUAGCUUCAGCUCCAGGCUUUCAAAAAUUGGAUCCCAAUUUAUUAGAUGUAACCCACUUUGAUUAUUUCGUCCUCUUUGUUCUUUA
Arachis ipaensis is the source of this 1983-nucleotide messenger RNA. RefSeq lists its product as uncharacterized. Gene Ontology annotation, molecular function: DNA binding; DNA-binding transcription factor activity. The record is from RefSeq and is a predicted model, not a curated record. Lineage: Eukaryota; Viridiplantae; Streptophyta; Magnoliopsida; Fabales; Fabaceae. Gene Ontology annotation, biological process: regulation of DNA-templated transcription.